Anolis carolinensis (green anole) is the source of this 8747-nucleotide messenger RNA. RefSeq lists its product as uncharacterized. Lineage: Eukaryota; Metazoa; Chordata; Lepidosauria; Squamata; Anolidae. The record is from RefSeq and is a predicted model, not a curated record. Gene Ontology annotation, cellular component: cytoplasm. The coding region runs from base 2625 to 4979 and encodes 784 amino acids. The transcript has 22 exons.
CGUGAACGGGAUUCAUAGAAACAUAAAUUAUAGAGUUGGAAGAGAUCUCAUGGGCCAUCCAAUCCAACCCCCUACUAAGAAGCAAGAAAAUCGCAUUCAAAGCACCCCGGACAGAUGGCCAUCCAGCCUCUGCUUAAAAGCCUCCAAAGAAGGAGCCUCCACCACACUCCGCGGCAGAGAGUUCCACUGCUGAACAGCUUUCAUAGUGAGGAAGUUGUUCCUGAUGUUCAGGUGGAAUCUCCUUUCAUGUAGUUUGAAGCCAUUGUUCCGCAUCCUAGUCUCCAGGGCAGCAGAAAACAAGCUUGCUCCCUCCUCCCUAUGACUUCCCUUCACGUAUUUGUACAUAGCUAUCAUGUCUCCACUCAGCCUUCUCUUCUGAAGGCUAAACAUGCCCAGCUCUUUAAGCCACUCCUCAUAGGGCUUGUUCUCCAGACCCUUGAUCAUUUUACUCGCCCUCCUCCGAUUGCCACCCAAUGCUUUGAAGCAACAGUGGGAAUCAGGCACCAUUUCAACUGCGGUGACUCAAUGCUGUGGAAUCCUGGGAGUCGUAGUUUCACCAGGGCCCUGCAAAGAGUGCUGCUGCCUCGCCAGACUACAGCUUCCAGACGCCCAUUGCAUUGAGCCACGGGAUGGAAAGGGGUAUCAAACAGGGUCUGUUCUGGCUUGUGGAGUCAGCCUCAGGCAGCGGUCGGCUUCCCAAGGGAUGUUCCUCCCAGUCUGAAGGCCUUCUUUGCCCCUCAAGCGCCAUUUUGUUCUUCUCAGUCUCCGUUUGGGAAGAGAGCUGCCUCUCGACUUCGGCCAAGAAGGCCCCUUUGAGGCCGAUCCUCAAAGAAUCUCAGGCCUGAAGUUUCCGUCAGAAAAGACCGCAAAGGGAUCGUGUUCACAGCAAUCUGGAUGCUGUUUAUGGUGAAGUGUCAAUACUGGCUUAGCUUUAAAGGAUUAUUAUUAUUUAAGUCAAGCUCUGAACCUUGCUGCCACAAUCGGAAAUGUUCCCUAUCAUUAUUUCAUUGUUAACAAUGGGAUCUCCUCUCAGGAGUCACACUUUUGCCUGUUUAAACCUCCUUGGGGUGUUUUUUGUUUUGUCUUUUGUGGUCUUUCAGUUCAGUUUUCUCAGGAACUCGGCUCAAAAGCAAGGUUUAAAUCGGCCUUCUUGAACGAGGCCUCCUCCAGAUUUUUGGGACUAAGACUCCCAUCACCCAGGAGGACAUGCUGGGUAAGGACAAUGGGCACUGUAAUCUGACACAUCAGACGUUAUGGCACUGGGCAUGGAAUGGAGGUCAGUGUCUAUUGAUGGGAAAACUGAAUGCCUAAUUAGUACGUGGUGCAUCACAAGGAUAUCAUCAAGACAAACUCCCAGGAUAUGAAUACAGGCAACCUUCAAAGGGUUCCUGGGAUUGUGUUUGUUUCUACUUCAGGGUGCUUCCAAACAGCACCAAAUCACGGGUUUUACCUCAGGGGCAAAAAAAUAAAUAAAAUACUGGGACCUGAGAAAAUGUCCACAUACAGUUCUGUUGGUCCCAGGAUUUCUCCUCCAAUGUCCAGACCUGCUACUUUGUCCUGGGAUUUUGAAGCCUGCAAGAUGGCCAUCACGGGAUGUCCACUGGAAAUUUAGACUUAAAAGAUGCGAAUAUGCAAAUCGUUGUUCUUGGGUUAAACAUUUUUGUUCUUCAUUGCUUUUAUCGUGAAAAGAUGCAGAAUGUUGACUAGAGGGCGAAAACUUUGUCCUGGCCAGUUAAUGAAGUUUCUAGGACGCAAACAAAGUUUAUGGAGUUGUUGUAUGUUUUCCAGGCUGUAUGGCCAUGUUCUAGAAGCAUUCUCUCCUGACGUUUUGCCCACAUCUAUGGCAGUCAUCCUCAGAGGUUUUGAGGUAUGGAGAAACUCAGCAAGGAAGGUUUAUAUAUAUCUGUGGAAAGUCCAGGGUGAGGGAUGAACUCUUGUCAGUUGGAGGCCAGCGUGAAUGUUGCAGUUAAUCACCCUAAUCUGCAUUGAAUGGCUUCAUCUACUGGCUACUUUCUGCCUGGGGGCAUCCUUUGUUAGCUGCCCCUAGUUCCCAUGUCUCAGAGUGUUGCUUCUUAUUUGAUGUUCUGAUUUUUGAGUUUUUUUUAAUACUAGUAGCCAGAUUUUGUUCAUUUUCAUGGUUUCCUCCUUUCUGUUGAAGUUGUCCACAUGCUAGUGAAUUUCAAUGGCUUCUCUGUGUAGUCUGACAUGAUAGUUUAUGGAAUAGGAUCAUGACUUUCCAAGUCAGGACUACACAAUCAAACAGGAACACACACUUUCAAGCCAGGAAUAGGACUUUAUUAUCACUUUUUAGAGGCUGCGUGGCCAUCCGUGCAGACAGGUUUGGUAGUGGACUUGCGCCUGGGAACUACAGGGUGAUGUUCCUGGGUUAUGCAUGUCUGUUCCUCAUCACUUUUAUCCUAAAGGCAUGGGGAAAGUGGAUUACAGGGCAAAAACUUUGUCCUGGCACUGUGUCACACAAAGUUUGGGACCCAUUGCCCCUUCAAAGCAGAAGAGCAGAAAAGGGAGACGCAUGGGGCCACCCUUCCUUGCUUCUAUCCUGCUGGGCCCCCCUCCCCUCCCAGGAGCAGCUGGUUGUUUUCCUUUGAAAAGGUUCCAUUCUUGCCAUGGAGACCGGGGGUUCUGAGAAGCCUCCGUCAGUUGGCCCUGCCAUUUCCUUCUUGACCAGCAAGAUGGGUAGAGGGCAUUCAAGACAAGUCCCACUGAGGCCGCCUGGGACAAAUGCCUCUGCGCCACAAGUCCCUCCGCGUGCCCCCCUCGGCAUGGCCCUGGAAACAUGGUUCAGGAAGGUCAGGACGAGGCGCUCGCUUCGCCGCGUGGGCCCCGAAAAUGUAGCUGUUCCUGUGGAUCCUCCAAGUCCUCCGGAGACACAAGGAACGCGCGCGGAGAAGCUCUCUCCCCGGACGCAGAUAAUUGAAGUGAGGCCAGCGUCCAAGUUUCUGGGGAGAGAGAAGCUCCCCUGGGAGGCUAGCAGCCUUCAGGCGGAGCGUAAGAACCAGACCUCAGAGAGUGCAGAGAGCUUCCUCUCGGAGCAAAUCCUGACUUCACCAAAGGACAAACAACCCAUAGAGUUGGGUUCAAAGGAAGUUGGGAUCCCUUCGGAGGUCCUGGAGGAGGGGGCGGCCCGGGCCCUCGAUACAGAGAGUGUCCAAGAGCCCCCUCUGAAGACAUCGAUGGACUCCGAAGCGGCAACGCUGGCUGACAUCCCCAGCCUGGAGGAUGAGGUGUGGGACCCUCUCCCCAGUACAAGCAGCUCCGUAGGACCCGGCGAAGAUGAAGAUCCUGCCCUGCACCCGAGGAGAUGGUCCUCCCUGGACCCAGAACAGGCAAAACAACACCUGCACCAUCUUUGCCUGCUGGUCUGCAGUUCCUCCUCUGCAGAGGUCACGCAGGCAGUGGAUUACGUGGCCCGAAAACAUCUAAAGAUGGCCACGGACCACUUUCUGGAGUCCGACGGGAGGGCAUGUGGUGAAUUAGUAAGCGCCGUACUCAAUUCACCAUAUUGUUGCCUGGAAGCGGCGCUGGACCUGUUCCUGGCCAAGGUGAAGGAGGGACCUUGGCUGGCCCAGGAGGGCAAGGAACAGGGCAGCCCUACUUUUGAUGCGGCCACGGCAAGAGCGACGCGGGCCAUCGGCGGGAUCGUCAGACACAUCAGGGACAGCACGCGCCUGGAGGGGUGGUUCCUGGAGCUUCUGCUCGCCUUGGUGACCAACUUCAUCGAGGUGACAAGGCCUGGGUUGGAGGCACCCAGCAGGAACCGGAGCAACAGCUACGUUCCUCCAGAAGAACUGGCGAAGAUCAUCAUCGUGCUGGUGAAGAGGGUGGCACCAAAGUCCUUCAACAGGACCUCCGAGUGGAUGCUAGAAGAUGACCCAAGCAUCUGCCCUGAGGGGAUAGCCCUCCAGUUGCGGAGCCUCCUCAAGUCCUCCUCCUCCUCCCUACUCCAGCACCUGCAUUCCAUCUGGGAGAAAGAAGCGCCGCUGGAGCAUUCGGCCGGCGUGGUGGCCUUCUACGUCCAGCUGCUGCAGAUCGGCCAGCGCCCACACUCCUCGGAGAAGACCUGGGCACUGCUGACGGCCUGGCUUCAACAUCACAGCCUGGCCGUCCAAGAUCAGAGCAGGCAGGGCCUUCUCCUGCUCUGCGAGACAUACUGGGAGACCAUGGGCCUUCAGGAACUCCUAGACGGCAUCAUCGGCGGAAUGCAAUCACCGCACACUAACAUCGCCAUGGAGUUCCUGAACCUGGCUGGCCAGCUGGAGCCCCUGCUGCAUAUUGAAGACCGGGCCCUUGCGAAGGUUCACCUAACUGCCACGUGCCGCCGCCUCUUCCACCAUGAGGCGGCCAACAUCCGAACGGCAGCCCUCGAAUGCUUCCGGCAUUUCAUCUGGCGCCCGGGACAUCCUCUUCAGGAGCGUCAAACCAUCAGUGACCUCCUGGUGGUGCUGAUGCAUGUGGAGGAUGAGGAUGAGGAGGUGGCCAAGACUGCGAGGGAGACCCUCAGGGAGGCGGCGGACGUCCUGAAUUGGCACCUGAAGGACAGCGUUCUGGCGGAGGACACCUUCAGCUUGCAGGAGCUGCUGCAUAAGAUCUCCAAGCGCCUGAUCCAUCAUUGCCGCCCCAGGAAAGAGUUGGAGGAACAGGUGUAUGGCUGCCUCCGUAUCUUUAAAAGCCAACGUCCAUCGGCUAGAAAGGUGGCAGCCAUGUUAGUCGGCCACAUUCUGCACAACAACUACAAGAUGUGUGCCGACAGGAACCUCUACACCUACCACACCUGGCUGAUGAACCUCCUUGAAGACCGUGACCCUGAAGUCAGGCGAGUUGGCAGGGAGACUAAGAUCAUCCUUGCCAGGGUCACCGCCCUACACCACCGACAAGGGCUGCGGGCUGCUCUUCGGCGCUUGGCGGCUCCCUGCAGGCGGGAGAGGUACCCCCCAGAGUACGCCAAGAGGCCACCCGCCUGAUGGACUGGAACACCACGAUCCCACGUGCGCCCGCCCGGAACACCUCCGCUCCAGCUGUGCCGCAUCACCAAAGGGAAGUAGCAUUCAGGAGGCGGGAGUCUGCCCAGCCCUGGCCCAGGGAAGCCCUGCCCCCCCGCCCCCAUUCUGGGCCCCAUCGUCACCCUGGGGCCCUGGGGAGCAGAACAGAGCAGAGCAGAGAAGGAAGACCAUCUGGGCCGCCCAGGCCCCUGUGCUGUGCUCUGUUCUGUGUGGGAUUUGGGGGCCUGGAGGGGAGGGACAGAGCCAUCCCAAGGUAAUUUUUGGGAGUAGGUGACCAGAAUUUUGGCGACCCUCCCAAACAAAUUGCUGAUAAAUACCGGUGCCGGCGAUGGAAGGCCCAGCCACCUGUCCGCACGGCCACUCUCCUGCUCUCCCUCGCUGUCCAAGGACUCCUUGCCCGCCGCCUGCCUGUCGAUGGGCCUGUGUGUGUGCGCAGUCCUUCCAAUCGACCACGUGGUUGAUUGGAAGGCCUGCACACAUGCACAGGCCCAUCGCCAGCUGAGCCACCCAUCGGCGAGCGAUCAAAGCCCUGCACGUGCGCACAGGAGUCCCAUCAGCCAUUUUGGGCUUCGAUCGCUCACGCAGAUGGAUGGCUGGCAUGCCUUACAUAUCCGCGUGAGUGAUCAAAGCCCUGCGAAUGCGCACAGGAGUCCCAUUGGCCAUUUUGGGCGAUGAGACUUCUGUCCGCACACGCAGGGCUUCCAUUGCCUUGAGGCAGAAAAAAGCAUGGGCGAUGGCGGCGGGCAACGGCAGCAGGCACCAUGCUUACACGGCGGCGCCUCGAGUGCGUCCCUGUGGCUGUGCGCCACAGGCGACCGCUUAAUUUGCCUCGCCGUUGGACCGCCUCUGGGGAGGGGCCACCACCUGCACCCUGGGCCUUUCUCUUCCACAUGGGCUGGGCCCCGCCUCCUUUGACCUACAACCCCCCCUCCCUGACCCCUCCCUCUCGGCCUGGGAUGCCACCACCGCCCCCUCCCUCCCUCCCUUCUCCAAGGUGGCAUCCCUUCAAGGGCGCUUCUCCCUCCCUCUUGCCCACCCAGAUGUGCCACCCCUCCUCCCCUCCCUCCUCCUUCCCCCCCAAACAACCCCAUUGCCCCCUCCUCUGUCCCCACCCCAUCCAAAGGGUCAAGGGGAGGGUCAGGGGGUCUCAGCCCCUCCAUCUGUCCAGGCAGCUCGGGAGGCUCAGCUCCAUUUGGGGAGAGGUGGCCGCCUACAGGUGGCCAUUCCUCCUUCCAUGGUGCUGUGUCUCCCGAUGGGCUGAGAUCCCCCUUGGGUUCCCCUUGCCCCCCCCCAACACACACACACUUGUCAUAAGUACUUUCAAAAGGUUCUUUUAUUCCACUUUCAGUGAGACAGGUUGUAUUAGGCAGUAGACAGAAGUAGACACAGACUCCUGUAUUGGGUUUUAUAAUAAUCAUAUUGGUUACAUAGACAAAAGGGGAUAUUGCAUCAACAUUUACACAUAUAAUCUAACAUGCAUUCAUCAUUCAUUCAUUCAUCAAGCAUUCUUACCAUCCUUCUUGUUGAAGUUGAUCAGUUUCUUGAGAGGAGACGACAAGUCCAUGAAUUGUAGUUUUCCAGGCCUUAUUCCUUAUUCCAGUUAGGCCGCAUUCAUACACCUUUCCCACUCAAAUCACACAUAAUAUAUUUCAUAACAUCAUAUAUUUCUUGACACACCUGCCCCCUCCUCACCUGGAUUCACCCGGAAGGAGGCUUGGCUGCUGGGAGCCAGUAAGGAGGAGGAGGAGGGGUGGCGGACUCUAUUAACACCACUCGCGCUUCUUGCAGGUCCACUCCAGAUGGAGGAAGAAAGGGACCGUGACCUUCGAGGGAACACCGAGGGACACAACAUCAAAGGACCCUGGUCAUCGAGGGACAUACCAUCAAGGGACCCGGCCCUGACCUUCGAGGGACCGUGACCAUCGAGGGACAGUUAACAUCAAAGGACCCUGGUCAUCGAGGGACGUAACAUCAAGGGACCCGGGCCCUGACCUUCGAGGGACCGUGACCAUCGAGGGACACGUAACAUCCAUGGACCCUGACUGGCACCUGUAGGAAGAAGACAAGAGAAGACAGGACUUCUUUUUUGUUGUUGUUGUUGUUUUAUUGUAAACUUUUAAAAUGUGUAUGUGUUGUUUUUUAAAAUGUGUAUGUGCUGUUUUUAAAAUAUGCAUGUUUAAUAUAUUUAUUAUUUAUUAUUUAUAUUUAAUAUAUUUAUUGUUGUCUUGUGUGGGAGCGGACUCCACUCCCCUGCGAAAGCGCUACUCUUCCCCUUUGGCUUCUAGGGCUGCCUCCUGUGAAUCCAGGGCUGGCCGUGGAGGGAGGGAGGCCCAGGCCUCUCUUGCAGCAGAGGGUUCCCAAGGCCCUCCUCCCUCCUCUGCAAACCCCAGGACUCACAGCCCAGCGCCGGAGUGGAAGAGCCGCCCUUGAGCAGCUCAGUGAGAGAAACCCCCCACUCUUGGUUUAUUGUAAUUUAAAAUUAUAUCAUUAUAUUAGUUAAUGUAUAAUUAGAAUAAAUGUAAUCCUUUAUUUUUAAUUUAGCAUUUUCCAUAUUAUUUAAUGUUUAAUUAGAAUAAAUGUAACCUUUUCCUUUUAAUUUAGCAUUUUCCAUGAAUUCCUUUGGGGAGGGAGACCCAAACUCAGGCCUCAUCGACACUGACCCUUUCAUGCAGGUUGAACUGCGUAUGAGGCUGGGUGUAUACUGCCCUCUAUCCCAGGAUCUGAUCCCAGAUUAUCUGUUUAUUAUAUGAGUCUGGGAAAAGCAGAUAGUCUAGGAUCAGAUCCUUGGGUAUAGGGCAAUGUAGAUGCAACCUGAGUAUGUUUUGUACAUAUAAUACAGUUCAAACUGCAUGAAAUGACAGUGUAGAUAAGGCUGCCAGCCCCAUCUACACUGCCAUAUAAUCCUGCUUCAGAAUGCAUAUUCACGCUGGUUUAAAAUGGAUUAUAUGGCAGUUUAGACAGGGCCUAAGAGGAAGAAGUUAGAGAAGAUAACAGUACUACAAUGUAGGGGAGAUCGACACUGUCCUAUUUCACAGGAUCUGAUCCCAGAUUAUCUGCUUUAAACUGGAUUAUAUGAGUCUACACUGCCAGAUAAUCUGGGAUCAGAUCCUGGGAUAAGGGGCAGUGUGGAAGGGAAUGUAGUUAGUGCAAAUAUAGUCCUGGGCUUACAGUGGGGGGAGGCCCAGGCUUCUCUGGUGGAGGGUUUCCAAGGCCCUCCUCCCUCCACUGCAAAUCCUAGAACUUUCAGCUCAGCGUUGGAGAAGAACUGCCCUUGAACCGAACAAUGAGAGUAUCCCAUAUGCUCUGUUUUUUGUAGCUUACCUUAUAUGAUUAUAUCGUAUAAUGUUGUAAUAUUUAAUAUCUGUUCAAAUUAGAAUAAAUGUACUGCUUUAUUUUUAAUUUGAUACUUUCCUUGGAUUCCUUUGGGGAGGGGGAGGGGGACCCAAAUUACCAGGGCCUGCACCUACUCUGCCAUAUAAUACAGUUCAAACUGUAUUAUAUGGUGAGUGUUGGCUCGUAUAAUGCAAUCUAACACAGUUAUAUGAAUCUACACUAACCAUAUAAUACAGUUUGAACUGCAUUAAAUUGACAGCAUAGGUGAGGCCUAAGAGGAAAUGAAAAUGCUGGUGUUUGGUUUAUGCAAAUAUUUGUGUCAUUACCCUGUGUCAUGUUAAGAUUAUGUGACCGUGAUGGCUGUGUAAAUAAAAUCUGUUUAUUUUUUUAGAACAA